AGCCGACCAGUUGAUCUCUUGUGUCGGGACCGCCGUCCAUCGCACCAUGUUGCGUCGCCGCACCCUCGCCACCCUUGCGGUACUGCUCCACGCCGAUGUGCACGCGGUAGACACGGACUUCGGAGGGUACCCAGCCCGUUCUGGAGUCGGCAUCUGGGUUGAUGUUGACACGCCGCAGGAAGCGCGGACAAAGGUGUCAUCUCGCGGCGAAACGUGGGACCUUGUCAUGAGCGACGAGUUCGAGAUUGAGGGCCGAUCGUUCAAAGCGGGCCAGGAUCAUCUCUGGACAGCUCUUGACAUCCCCGACGGCGUCAAUGCCGCGCUUGAGAUGUACAACUCGUCCAACGUGUACACGAAGAACGGCAAGCUCGUCAACAAGAUCGAGGAAGGACCAACGAAUGCGACAUACUUUAACCAGUGGCUUGAAGUGCCAGCGAUGGAGACGCGCACGCUGCACUACACCGCCGGCAUGAUUCAGUCGUGGAACAAGUUUUGCAUGCAAGGUGGGCUCAUCGAAGUCGCCGCCAAACUGCCCGGGGCGAUCAAUAACGUGCCGGACGCCGAGCACAAGAGCGUGACCAACAACCCGAACGCACUCGGGUUCAAGUGGGUCGAUGGGAGGAAGGUUCCCCUCCCUCCGCUCACCCCAGUCGUCGACGGUGCAUACUACCCAACGUGGCCCGGCAUUUGGCUCAUGGGGAACUUGGGCCGCGCGCUCUUCGCCGGCUCAACGACGCGCAUGUGGCCAUGGACGUACAACGAGUGCGACGAGUCGCUGGCGCCACAUCAAUUGAUUUCGGCAUGCAAUGCCAAUCCGGGCUACGGUUUGAAUCCGAACCAAGGGCGCGGCGCGCCAGAGAUCGACAUCCUCGAGGGUGGCGGGAAGGCCAUCUCGUCGUCGAUUCAAAUCGCCCCCGGCAUGCCAGACCAGUACCGCCGGAAACCGGUCGUCAAGGGCGGCCCCGACACGGACAACAAAACGAUGGAGACCAACAUCUACUGCGUGUACGGCAAGGAGUGCUUGACCCCCGGCGCCAACAUCCCGGACGCCCCCACGUCGGCCUAUAAGGAGCGCAACUACAAGAGCUGGUACCAAGGGCUCCGAUAUGCCGUCAACAGCCAAUGCCCCCGAAACUACGCCCAAGCUCAAGGCGAAAAGGGCUACUUGUCGGUGAAAGCGGCGCAGGACAAAGGGCUCAUCAACUUGAACUACUGGUAUUGGGAAGAGAUGAGUGCAGCCAAGGACGUCCAUGCGGACCUGGGCCUCAUCGACGGCAAGGGGCCUCUCCACUGGGGUAUCAACUACGAAGGCCGGUGCUUUCCCAUCGCGAACGGCUACGUCGGAUCGUUCCUGUGUGACCCCGACUCGAAGAACCCCAAGUGCGAGUCGCCGCGCAAGGAAGGCGUCGCCGACACGAACCAAAUGGCCAAGUUUGAGUACCAAAUGGAUGCGAUCUCGGCCAACUGGGACAUCAAUCACGAUGCGUACACGACGUUUUACAUUUACCAAGUCGAGUGGGUCAUGGGCGCGACCGGGUACAUUCGGUGGAGCCUGCGCGACGCGCCGCUGUUCGAGAUUCCCGCAGCUGCCAUCACAGACCCGCCGCAGGACCCGACUGGGAAAGUCCGCAACCCCAAGAAGCUCAUGAUUGAAGAGCCCAUGUACAUCAUUUUCAACGUUGCGCUCGCGAAAGCAUGGGGUGCCACUCCGCCCAACGUUGGCAUCGGCCCGUGCCGCGGGAACGCGACGCACCCUGCGCCAGGCUCGGAAGCAUACAACAAGACGCACAACAUUUGCGACUCGUUCCCCAUGUACAUGGAGGUCGACUACAUCCGCAUCUACCAAGACGUGUCCACGAUGACGCUGGGGUGCGACCCGCCGACUCACCCGACCAAGCAGUGGAUCGACGAGCAUCUCAAGGACUACACGGAUGCGAAGAACCCCAUGACCCGCGUCGACGGCGGCGCGACUUGCAACUCGGACGACGACUGCCUCGCCAUCGGCACCACGGUUCCGAGCGGCCGGUGUGCGGAACGCCGGUGCUUCUGCGUCAAAGGGUAUGGCGGCCCCCGGUGUACCAAAUUUGUCGGCGCGAAAUCCAUCGACACCAAAUCGCCCAACUUUUUUGGCCCGCAAUAUCUCUACCCUGUCGUCCUCAUCAGCGUCGUCGCGCUCGUGCUCGUCCUGACAACGGUCGUUCGACGAAGGCGCCACGCCGCUGCCGCCGCGCUCGCUGCCACCACGCAAAGCCGCAAACCCACCAAGCAACUCGACGACAACUUCGACGACGACGCGACCCCGCAGCAGCAGCAGCGGCGAUUCUAUGCCCCUGCCAACUCGUCGCAAGUCUAGUUGGUGGUUUCAAUACAAUAGGCUUUAGAUCGAGCUGGCCCUGGGUGCCUCCCCGUGUUUCCCAUGGUGCAAGGCUGGCUUGAGCAAACCGCGGUUUGCCUACUCUGUAAAGAUGAAGGAUUUGGCCAUUGC
Molecule: messenger RNA, 2485 nt
Organism: Aphanomyces invadans
Lineage: Eukaryota; Oomycota; Saprolegniomycetes; Saprolegniales; Verrucalvaceae
Exons: 5
Coding region: 47-2353 (768 amino acids)
Biological process (GO): (1->6)-beta-D-glucan biosynthetic process
Cellular component (GO): endoplasmic reticulum membrane; plasma membrane
Molecular function (GO): glucosidase activity
Source: RefSeq, a predicted model, not a curated record